AUGGAGCCCAACGUCGCCCGAUCCGGCAUCACCACCGAUGUCCAAACCGGUGAACGCUAUAUCCCCGCCUCGGUACGCCCCGAUGGUUCCAGACGCAAGGAGAUUCGAGUACGCCCCGGCUAUAAGCCUCCCGAGGACGUCGAAGUCUACAAGGCCCGGGCAGCCGCAGCGCGGAAGUCCCGCGCUAAUGGCGGGGUGCCAGGUGCAGAGCCCUUGAGCAGCGGGGACGACAAGACAAAGACCGCAUCGAAAACCACUCCCACCACUCCCACCGCAAAUACCUUCAUUACGGCCGCCAGCAACAAAAACGCCAAGCGUCGCGAGGCGAGGCGGGCUUCGAAGACCGACGAGGCCGCUCCCAGGACCGAGGGUAAGGCUUUCGAGUCCGAUAACUGGCGUGCCCCUGCCCCCGCACCAGCCCUGAAGAAGGAAGAACCGGUUGCCGAAGAAGCUGUUGAUCCAGAAGUCGAGAAGGAGAAGAAGGCCCGUAACCUCAAGAAGAAGCUGCGGCAAGCGCGCGAACUUCGAGACAAGAAGCAGCAGGGAGAGGCACUGCUGCCUGAACAGCUCGCUAAGGUCAUCAAGAUUCAGGAGCUUGUUCGGCAGCUGGAUCUACUGGGCUUUGAUCAGAACGGUUACAAGAAGCUGGACUCCUAA
Messenger RNA from Penicillium bovifimosum, 657 nucleotides. RefSeq names its product putative RNA binding protein Pym. Gene Ontology annotation, molecular function: RNA binding. The transcript has a single exon. Bases 1 to 657 code for a protein of 218 amino acids. NCBI's taxonomy places the organism in Eukaryota, Fungi, Ascomycota, Eurotiomycetes, Eurotiales, Aspergillaceae. Gene Ontology annotation, cellular component: exon-exon junction complex; cytoplasm. The record is from RefSeq and is a predicted model, not a curated record. Gene Ontology annotation, biological process: exon-exon junction complex disassembly.